Messenger RNA from Daldinia decipiens, 363 nucleotides. RefSeq lists its product as uncharacterized. NCBI's taxonomy places the organism in Eukaryota, Fungi, Ascomycota, Sordariomycetes, Xylariales, Hypoxylaceae. The record is from RefSeq and is a predicted model, not a curated record. The transcript has a single exon. The coding region runs from base 15 to 245 and encodes 76 amino acids.
CGAGUUCCCGAUGUAUGGCAAAGCUGGUUGCUUACUUGCUUGUUUAUUUAGUGUAUGUACAUAGUAGAGCAGGGAAUCAGGACUCCACAAGCCGACAUAGGAUCCGUGAACAGACGGUAACACUAAAUACCUUUAUGUACAAUACACUAUGUAUUUCGAAAUGCGAAGUGACAGGGUUUAUUUCCCCAGACGUUCUCUGUAAAGGUAUAAUACUAUUCUCAUGCUGCUUCUUGUUGAUAUGUUGAUAUGUAGGUAUAUGGAUCUAAGCAAGAAGAAACACGUGGAUCCCGCAUUCAAAGCUCGAGCCUGGUACAUGGGGGGGACAACAAAUGAGAUGCAUCGAGAAUGCUGGGUGCUUUAAAC